Acanthochromis polyacanthus (spiny chromis) is the source of this 3360-nucleotide messenger RNA. RefSeq names its product kelch-like protein 41b. Bases 477 to 2294 code for a protein of 605 amino acids. The record is from RefSeq and is a predicted model, not a curated record. Gene Ontology annotation, molecular function: protein binding. The transcript has 6 exons. Lineage: Eukaryota; Metazoa; Chordata; Actinopteri; Pomacentridae.
AACGUGACGCUGCUGAAGAAGAAGCUAAAGUCAGUGGGAGGAAUGUGAAUAAAAAGGACCAACAUAAGCGUCUGUGACCGUCAGAAGUUAGAUUAAAGGAUGAUGUGAAGAUGACAGCGACUGCCCUGAAUGUCCCCUCAGUCAUACGUUCAGCAGCUAUUCGAGGGUUUUGACAGCAUUGUCUCCGCUGUCGGCCGGCCACAUGACCCUCUGGGAGCUGAAUCACGGUGGCAGAUCUCCAGCCAGUUGCUUCUUUCAGUCUGUGGCAGCAGCUGCUCCAGAGUCGGUCCAGUCGGAUUCCUGGGGAGCUGCAGCAGGCGGGGGCAGAGCAGCUAUAUUUAGACAGGAUUAAAUUGCAGGGUCUUCACACCGGGACCCUUUUCUCUGCUCUGCCUUUUCCAGCCAGGACCAACUGCCAAAAGGACCUGUGGCCGCCGUCUCCUUCCUCUCUCCACCGUUUGUCCUCCUGACACAACAUGGACCCCAACGCCAUCAAGGAGGAGCUGCGCCUGUUCCAGAGCACGCUGCUCCAGGACGGCCUCAAGGAGCUGCUCAACGAGAACAAGUUCGUGGACUGCACCCUGAAGGUGGGCGACCGCAGCUUCCCCUGCCAUCGGCUCAUCAUGGCCGCCUGCAGCCCCUACUUCAGGGAGAUCUUCUUCACCGAGGACGGGAAGGAGGUGGAGAACACCAAAGAGGUGGUCCUGGAUGAUGUCAACCCUUCCAUCCUGGACAUGAUCAUCCAGUAUCUCUACUCGGCUGAGAUCGACCUCACCGAUGACAACGUUCAGGACAUCAUUGCUGUGGCCAACAGAUUCCAGAUUCCUUCUGUCUUCACGGUGUGCGUCAACUACCUCCAGAAGAAGCUGUCCAUGGGGAACUGCUUGGCCAUCUUCAGGAUGGGUCUGGUCAUCAGCUGUCCCAGGCUCGCUGUGGCAGCACGCAACUACAUCGCCGACCGCUUCGAGUUCCUGUACAAGGAAGAGGAGUUCCUCCAGCUGGCAGCCCACGAGCUCUUCGCCAUCAUCGGUGGAGACUCGCUGAACGUGGAGAAGGAGGAGCUGGUGUUCGAGGCGGUCAUGUCCUGGGUCCGCCAUGACAAGGAGCGCAUCAAGGUCCUGAAAGACGCCUUCAAUUGCAUCCGCUUCCGCCUGCUUCCCGAAAAGUACUUCAAGGACAGAGUGGAGACCGAUGAGAUCAUCAAGGCCGACCCGGAGCUUCAGAAGACGAUCCAGGUCGUCAGGGAUGCCUUCAAGGGGAAGCUUCCAGAGAAAUCCAAGAAGGAAGGGGAGGAGGGGGCUGGAAAGGAAGGAGGCGAGGACGAGGACAGCCUAUUCCCCGGCUUCCUCAACGACAACCGCAGACAUGGCAUGUACGCCCGCGACUUCAUCGUGAUGAUCAACGACACGGCAGCGGUGGCCUACGACGUGGGCGAGAACGAGUGCUUCCUUGUGGCCAUGUCGGAGCAGGUUCCACGCAACCACGUCAGCCUGGCAUCGCAGAAGAACCAGCUGUACAUCAUCGGAGGACUGUUCGUGGACGAAGACAACAAAGAUGUGCCUCUACAGUGCUACCUCUACUUGCUGGAUCCGCUCACAUCCGACUGGGUCGCCCUGCCGCCCAUGCCCUCUCCAAGAUGCCUCUUCAGCAUCGGAGAGAGCGACAAUCUGCUGUUCGCCGUGGCUGGAAAAGACCUCCAGACCAACGAGUCUCUGGACACCGUGAUGUGCUACGACGUCGAGAAGAUGAAGUGGAUCGAGACCAAAAAGCUUCCUCUGAAGAUCCACGGCCACGCUGUCGUCUCCCACAAAGGAAUGGUCUACUGCAUCGGAGGAAAGACGGACGACAACAAAGCCCUCAACAAGAUGUUCGCCUACAACCACAAGCAGUCGGAGUGGAGGGAGCUGGCGGCCAUGAAGACGCCCAGAGCCAUGUUCGGAGCCGUCGUCCACAACGGGAAGAUCCUGGUGGCCGGAGGAGUGAACGAGGACGGCCUGACCGCCUCCUGUGAGGCCUACGACUUCUCCACAAACAAGUGGGAGGCUUUCACAGAGUUCCCUCAGGAGAGGAGCUCCGUCAACCUGGUGAGCACCGGCGGUUCUCUGUACGCCGUGGGCGGCUUCGCCAUGGUUCAGAUGGACAACAAGGAGGUGGCUCCCACAGAGGUCACCGACGUCUGGCAGUACGAGAACGAUAAGAAGCAGUGGGGCGGCAUGCUGAGGGAGAUGCGUUACGCUGCCGGUUCUUCCUGCGUGUCGAUGCGCCUCAAUGCCGCCAGGAUGCCCAAACUGUAGACACAACGCCUUCCUUCUUUCUCUUUCUCUUUCUUUCUUCCUUCCUUCCUUUCCUCUUUCCUUCCUUCCUUCCUUCCUCCUUCCUUCCUUCCUUUCCUUCUUCCUUCCUUCCUUCCUUUUUUCUUCCUUCCUUCCUUCCUUCCUUCCAUCCUUUCCUCCUUCCUUCCUUCCUUCCUUCCUUCCAUCCUUCCUUCCUUCCUUCCUUCCAUCCUUCCUUCCUUCCUUUCCUUCCUUCCUUCCUUCCUUCCUUCUUUCUGUCCUUCCUUCCUUCCUUCCUUCCUUUCCUCCUUCCUUUCUUUCUUUCCUCCUUCCUUCCUUCCUUCCUUCCUUUCCUUCUUCCUUCCUUCCUUCCUUUUUUCUUCCUUCCUUCCAUCCUUUCCUCCUUCCUUCCUUCCAUCCUUCCUUCCUUCCUUCCAUCCUUCCUUCCUUCCAUCCUUUCCUCCUUCCUUCCUUCCAUCCUUCCUUCCUUCCAUCCUUCCUUCCUUCCUUCCUUCCUUCCUUCCAUCCUUCCUUCCUUCCUUUCCUUCCUUCCUUCCUUUUUUCUUCCUUCCUUUUUUUCUUUCCUUCUUCCUUCCUUCCUUCCAUCCAUCCUUUCCUCCUUCCUUCCUUCCUUCCUUCCUUCCUUCCUUUCCUCCUUCCUUUCUUUCUUUCCUCCUUCCUUCCUUUUUUCUUCCUUCCUUUCUUCCCUUUCCUCCUUCCUUCCUUCCUUCCUUCCUUUUUUCUUCCUUCCUUUCUUUCCUUCCUUCUGUCCUUCCUUCCUUCCUUCCUUCCUUCCAUCCUUCCUUCCUUCCUUCCUUCCUUCCUUUUUUCUUUCCUUCCUUUCCUUCCUUCCUUCCUUCCUUCCUUCCUUCCUUCAGUCAACCCCUCCCAGCAUCCUCUGCCCUCGUCGGGUUGACCUUUGACAUUCAUGUUCCUCUGGUGGUUCUUCUCUGUACCACAAACUGCUGCUUCAAAGACUGCACCAUCCCCACAGUACUGGAAGAAAAAAGGAGUUCAGACUGAUCUCUGAAGCUCUGUUUACGUCCUUUCUAGCUCUUCUUUUGUAAAAUAAACAUUUGUAAACUUG